Molecule: messenger RNA, 4352 nt
Organism: Malaya genurostris
Lineage: Eukaryota; Metazoa; Arthropoda; Insecta; Diptera; Culicidae
Product: zinc finger protein 271-like
Exons: 3
Coding region: 101-2689 (862 amino acids)
Biological process (GO): regulation of transcription by RNA polymerase II
Cellular component (GO): nucleus
Molecular function (GO): DNA-binding transcription factor activity, RNA polymerase II-specific; zinc ion binding; RNA polymerase II transcription regulatory region sequence-specific DNA binding
Source: RefSeq, a predicted model, not a curated record
GCGCUGGGCAAAUGUUAACUAGAUCGACAGUAAAAAGUAUUUAUUUGCAUUGUAAUAGUUAUAUAUUACGUUUUACUAACGUUCAUCGAAUAAGGUUUGAAUGGUAAACCGACAAAUGGAUCUGAAAAAGACGAGGUCGGUAGGCCGACCGAAAAGAACCAAAAUUCUAAGUAAAGAACAGACGGUGGUAAACAUCGAUUGUAUUUGCCGGAUCUGUUUACGAACUGCCGUAGAACAAGACAUGAAUUCGUUAGACAGUCUACGAAAAGAAGAAACCAUUGCGAAUAUGAUAAUCGAUUGCGGAGGAGUACAGGUUUCUUCUGAUGAUGAAUUACCGAAAUCUGUAUGUUCGAUUUGUCUGGAACGACUUGAAGAUGCUUACAGUUUGCGGAAGAUGAUACGUUCGUCGGAAUCUUCGCUUCGAGAAAUGACCAGUAACGUAAAAAUUGAUUCUUCAGCACAACAGCACAGAGAUAACGGAAAGUCGAUAUUCAAAAAAUCGGAAAAAUAUAUCAAAUAUCCGACUGAGGAUCAGAUUGAAAGUAUUACGAAAUUUGAAAGCUAUACCGUGAUUCGUUUGAAAGGCGUUCGCUGUUGCGGUUGCCAAGCGAUACUUGAUUCAAAGGAGGAAUUGAGAGUUCACAGCAUAAAGUACCACUCCACCAACGCAGCCGUGAACAGCAGAGUUGCUUUUCAAUGCUCUACAUGCAAUGAACAAUUUCCGAACAGAAUGAAGUUAUUGAAUCAUACAAAGAAUUACGAUUCAAACGAAAUGUUCCAUUGCACGUUGUGUAAUGUUGUGUUUGACAUCAAAUAUCGACUCGAGCAACACCAGAACUUGAGUAAAGCGCACCGAAAUCCGCCGGAUCCGCUGGCAAUAAACGAUAUGGAAGAAGAAGCUGAGAAGGGCUCCUUCAUAAGGACUCGUACUUCGAUUCGAAAGCGAGCGACAAAGGAGUUGAAAUAUCCCAGCGAAGAGUUCAUUAUUGAUCUCGAUGAUUAUUCCGAUUAUCAGAUAGUAUACAUAAGGGGAGAAAGAUGUUGCGGAUGUGAUCAGCUAUUUCGUAAUUAUCAGGAGCUGGUAGAUCACUGUACAUUGCUACACCCAAGAAGCGAAGGAGAAGCUACAUUCGAAUGCACACUGUGUUCCGAGAAAUUCGAACAAGUACAAUCGUACAACCGACACAAUUCCGCUCGCACUCAAAAAGAACUCUAUUUUUGUAAACUGUGUGACUUGAUUGUUGAUGUGAGAUUUCGUUUCGAGCAGCACCUAAAGACCAGUGCAGCACAUCAGACUGCACUUGAAAAGUCCGAUAUCAAACCAUCGGUGCCUCUGGGAGAACGAACGUCAAGUGAAAAUCGUGCACUGGAAGCUUCUAUCCAGACGAUAGAAAUCAACGAUUUGCGGUGUUGCGGCUGUAAUUUUGUUUGCAACGAAAGAGCUGAGCUGGAGAAACAUUCCAAAGAAAAGCACGAUUCGGAACGAACGGUUGAUGAUAAAAGCAGAAUGGAAGAAUGUAACGUUUGCUUCAAGCGAUUCAGCUCACCCGAACUUCUCAUGUAUCAUCAUAAUGCUUCUCUAGAGAGUACAGUACACAAAUGCAAGCAUUGUGAAUUUCAGUCGGAAGUAAAAUCUCGUGUUAUGCAGCACGUUGCAAGCGGUGUCCAUAAAAACGCUGAAAAAGUGUUUAAAAUAGAUGAAAUAGAAAGAAAAAAUCAUGCGUGUUGUUUUGUUAAAUGCACUCUUGUGUUUAAGGAUUCGUCAAGCCUUCUGGAACACGUUAACCAGAAUCAUGCAUCGAAGCGACGGGAAAAUGCCGAGGAACGAGAAUAUGAUGACUACAUAUGCUACGUGUGCCACAAAAGUUUUCGUAACGAAAAAUCCCUGCAAAUACACCAAUUCCCGCGCAAAACUGAUGGGCAACAUGUUUGCAAAGAGUGCGGGGCUAGCUUUCACAACCUAUCAACCUUCAAUGCUCACGAGAAAAUGCAUUCCGGUACACGGGAAUUCCAAUGUGAUGUGUGUGAUAAAGCAUUCUACGACGAGAGGACACUGAGAAUACAUAAAGUUUGUCACAAUGAAGAGCGUCCGUAUGUCUGUGACGUAUGCUCGAAGUCUUUUCUAAGGAAGGGUAACUUAAAGGUUCACAAACGCUGCCAUUCCAAAGGUAUUUGGGAAUGUUCGUACUGUCAGGAAAAGUUCAAAACAAAUCAAUCGCUCGUUUUGCACAUCCGCUAUCAUACCGGUGAAAAGCCGUACCAGUGUCGUUAUUGCGAGAAUCGAUACAGUCACACUACCGAUCGCCAGCGUCACGAAAUGGCAGCCCACACGAAGGUACGGCCACAUAAGUGCUCCGAAUGUCCAGCAGCCUUCAUCCGGAAGCGACAGCUAACGAUUCACGAGCGGACUCACACCGGAGAACGACCGUUCGUUUGUCCGGUUUGUGACAAAGGAUUUAUUCAGAAUAACUUUUUGACGAAACAUCUGGCCAUGCAUGAGAAAACCGAAGAAACGAAGGAAACGGAAUACACGAUCGAGAUGUUGGACAUGGAAAACGAGGAAGAAUUCAUCGUAGGUGAUACGGUGGAUGUGUUCGAAGAGCAGGCAACGGACGACGACACACAGCUGGAUGAUGCGGAAUUGAUGGAAGUAGAAAACGAAGAAAUAGUAACAGGAGACCGUAUAUAAACACCUGUGGAGUUAAAUUGUGAGACGAACUCUCUUCGUUGUUGAUCCUUAAUUAUCAGGUCAAUUUAACGAACGAUGUAAAUUUAGUUUACCAUAGUCAUUUACGAUACUGAAUCGUAUUUUUGUUACAAACAUGAACAAAUAAAUUGAUUCUUUUUUAACAUAUUUUUUUUCUCAAACUUAUCACAAAAACACAUUUCAGCUGUUUUUCAAAGAAGGCCGAAUCUAACAAAAGUAAAUAAAUUUAGUUCCUCUUUCCUACGAAUAAAUACUUCAAAAACAUUGCCUAAAAAAUCGGAUUUUGCAAAAAUGCAACACAAAGAGCGUGUUCCCUGCCAACAAACAGGGCGAUACUCCAAUUGCUAGAAAUGAAGAGCGGAACUAUUUAAGAUGGUUUCCGAAUUUUUUACUACCGGAAAAAGUCAAUGAGGCAAUGAAAUUACCCGUUGAUUCAUCUUUGUCGCGAAAACCAGCCAAUUUCACGAAAAAUGCGCGAGGGCGUAACUUCAUUAUUCACACAGGGAGCAUAGAAGUGAACAAAUCGAGGAAGGGCGAAACUCUUAUUUUAAAAAAACCAACAGCUGAUCGAAUUAUCAGAGAUUGAUCUGAAAACAUAUGAUAGUUUCAAACUAGGAUUUGGAACCAACAUCGAAACACUCGUCGAUGUUUGUCUCCAUUUGCUGUUAAUGUUAGUUUCGCCCUCCAGUUCAUUUCCGAUGUGAUUGAAAAAUUCCAUUUGACAUAAAAUCAAGUGAGUUUGCACGUUAAGAUAAGUGUAAUACAGUGUGUUACAUAAGAGCGUAGUCACGAUUAAUUGCAUUGCGAUCAAUAAAAUGGAAUGGUGUGUUUUUAUUUUUAACAUAGAGGACAGUAGUGUACUUCAUGCAAAAAAAUCAUGCGAAAGUCGAAACAGUUUGUGAGUAAGUGGGUGAAUCGCCUGGAACACACACACUAACAAAUUGCUUCAAACUACCGUAAAACAUCUUGUGAAGGCCCACGUUUGGGGAUGUUUCUCAGAAAGAGGUUUGGGAAGUUGCACGUGUUCACGGACAAACACUAUGAAAAUGAACCUCAUUUACAAGAAAGCGUUUUUGCUGAGUGCUAAACAAUAGUACUAGAAGAAAAGUGACACGUCGAAGCAAGGCCUCUGUCGCUUGUGGAAGGAGCAAAAUUGUGUCGUGACAUUGGAUUGUGGCCCUCUCAGUCGCCCGAUGCCAAUCCAAUUGAGAACGCCUGGGCUCAAAUGAAGAUGAAGCUUGAGAAGAAUCGACCACACAAUUUGAAAAACCUAUCCGCUUCGGUAAGCCUGGGAAGAAAUCGGGCGAAAGAACCCAAGGACAUCGAUCGAAAUAUUCUGACAAUUGCCGUUUUGUCAAAAUUACCAACACAAUUGUUCCGUUCGCAGUAUGGCGCGCAGAAUCUUUUUGUUGGAAAGCAAAAUUUUACACAAGGAUGACUUUUAUCGUAUCAAAGAACGCUCACUGGCAACUCUUCACACGAUUGAAUCAGUGCCAUCAAAGAGAGACGGAUAUCAUCGCAACAACAAAAACCCGGCAUGGCUCAUUUAACAUAGAAUCGACUCAAGUGCGAGAGCGAAUUUCUCUCGAUGACAUUUCUGAGAAUCAAAGGUUAGCACGCUGCUGUGGGGAUCCUCUCGUUUCGC